AUGAAAGCUGAAGCAUGGGUGUUGGGAAUAGAGAAGCUAUUUGAAGUCUUUCCCUGCACAGAAGCUCAGAAGGUGCAAUUGGCUGCCUUUAUUCUUGAGGAUGAGGCACGCAGAUGGUGGAUGCUUACAAGAACUGUACAUCAAGGGUUGACAUGGGACAGAUUUUUGGAAUUGUUUUAUGACAAGUACUUCCCUCAAAGAAUGCGAGAUAAGAAGGUAACGGAAUUCGAAACUCUCAGGCAAGGGAACAAAAACGUUGCGGAAUAUGAAGCCCAAUUUGCAGAAUUAGCUCGGUUUGCACCCCAUAUGGUGGAUACGGAUUAUAAGAAGGCGCGCAAAUUUGAAGGGGGAGUACGAAGUGCUAUCCUGGAUAAGGUCAACAUGUUGAAGCUACCUACUUACGUUGAUGUGUUGGAGAGAGACGUUAUAGCGCAAGGAAAUCUCGCUACUCAGAGCCGAAUCUCGGAAUGGAAAGGGAAGAGACAAAAUACUCAAUGGUCGAAGGGAUCACCUACUCUACCAAACAAGAAGCAGACUUUAGGGAAUUCAAAUACUUCUACCCCUAGUCAGGAUUCGAUACCGACUUGCCUGGAAUGUGGGAAGAAGCAUCGUGGAACGUGCUAUCGGAAGUCUGGAGCCUGUUUUCAGUGUGGUAAGACGGGUCAUUUGAUCAAGGAUUGCCCUCAAAGAAAUCAACAAAGUAAUAAUAGAACCACUACAAGUUCAGCGGGGUCUGCACCGACUUCCAACACCAAGGCAACUGUUAAACCUUCUAAUAAUAAAGACACUGUGAGACAAGGCAGGGUGUUCGCAUUAGUUCCGGGAGAUGUGCAAAAUGCAGCAACAGUGGUGUCAGGUACAUUUAUUGUUCACGGUCAUUUUGCUCACGUAUUAUUUGAUUUUGGCUCCACCCACUCUUUUGUGUCGAAACUAUUUGCUCCUAAGUUAGAUAAAACUGAAGAAAAACUGUCUUAUAUGUUGUGUGUGACUUCACCUUUGGGAGGCCCUAUGAUUUGUACUUCUAUCUAUGUUGCUUGUGAACUCCAACUUGGGGAUAUCCGGGUAUAUGCCAAUCUGUUACCUCUUGAUAUGGCCUAUUUUGAUAUUAUUCUGGGAAUGGACUGGUUAGGUGAAUAUGGGGCAACUAUAGAUUGUUUGACUAAACAAAUCAGUUUCCACCCUCCGGGACAAUUAGGGUCUACCUUUUAG
This is a messenger RNA of Camellia sinensis, 1209 nucleotides long. The record is from RefSeq and is a predicted model, not a curated record. NCBI's taxonomy places the organism in Eukaryota, Viridiplantae, Streptophyta, Magnoliopsida, Ericales, Theaceae.